This is a messenger RNA of Penicillium hordei, 915 nucleotides long. RefSeq lists its product as uncharacterized. NCBI's taxonomy places the organism in Eukaryota, Fungi, Ascomycota, Eurotiomycetes, Eurotiales, Aspergillaceae. Gene Ontology annotation, biological process: peptidyl-proline hydroxylation to 4-hydroxy-L-proline. The coding region runs from base 1 to 915 and encodes 304 amino acids. The transcript has 2 exons. The record is from RefSeq and is a predicted model, not a curated record. Gene Ontology annotation, molecular function: procollagen-proline 4-dioxygenase activity; iron ion binding; L-ascorbic acid binding. Gene Ontology annotation, cellular component: endoplasmic reticulum.
AUGUCCUUUAAUGAGGUCGAGCGGUUCCAAGUGACAAUUCCAUUGUCCAUCCAGUUCGAGUCCAAUCUAGAGGGGGUCCAUGUCAUCGGCGUGUCCAUGCCAGAUGAACGUGUGUCUAUCACGGGAUUAGACGAUGAUUCACCAGCAACUGCGCAGGUAACCCUUGAGCCUGAUGAUAAAGUUUGGCCAGAUGGAUUACAAGACCUCGGCCUCGUCGCCGCAAGCGAGUCUCUUGACUGUCCGGAUUUCUCUCACAUGAAUUAUUUCACACUACACGAAGACCCUCUCAUCAUUUACAUUCCCAACUUCGUUUCUCCUGAAGAGAUUAACCACUUGUUAGAGUCUACCAAAGACAGCUUCACUCCAUCUUUGGUCUACCGACAGGGAAUAAGCAACAAUGACGAAAAGCAUCGGAAAUCGGAGAACGCAUGGCCUGCACGGGACGAGAUUUUGCAAUGUAUUGAACAAAGAGCAGUCCGCUAUCAGAACCAGGAGUCUAAGCUGCUCUUGGAACCCUUGUCUCUCCAGAGGUACCAUGAAAAUGGCUUCUUUUCCUAUCACCAUGACCAAUUCGACUCGCCACCCAAUCGCAUGAACCGCUAUUCGACUUACAACAUCUUCUUGCAAGGUGACUGUACUGGUGGUGGCACUCACUUCCCUCUGAUUCCCCGACCGAAUGAAACCGCCUGGUGCCAGUAUAUUGACUGUGACGAUCCCAAGCCUGGUGUCACCUUCAAGCCAAUUGCCGGCAGCGCCGUCUACUGGGUUAAUAUUCGAGAGGAUGGACACGGGUACCCAAAAACCAUGCAUGCUGGUCUGCCCGUGGAAUCGGGAACUAAGGUUGGCAUGAACAUUUGGAGCUGGAAGGAUACGAGAGAGGAAGUUGUUCAGGAUCAAACUUUGCAUGUACAGUAA